AUGAUUUAUUCGGCAUUGGUGAUACUGUGCCUCGUGCUAUCUUCCUUCGGACAGCGGUUCGUCAGUGCUCCAGUCAUUACUGACAAUGUUGAUGCCAUAUAUACGGCCACGUUGCUCGACCGCGCGUCUUCCAGUAUCCGUGGAAGGGUCACUGCAAGCUCUGGGGCCAACGGUGUUGGCUUGUCCUUUGAUGUCUCUUUCACUGGGUUACCUGCCGGUCUCGGACCUUUUCCAUACCACGUCCAUGUCUCUCCUGUCCCAGGAAAUGGUGAUUGCGACGCAGCUGGCCCCCAUCUUGAUCCAUACAAUCGCGGUGAACAACCUCCCUGCGAUGCCAGUGCCCCUGCUACUUGCCAGAUUGGUGACCUCAGUGGAAAGCAUGGCAAUGCCACAGCUCCCGCGUUCACUGCUGUGUAUACGGACCCCUACUUGUCCAACAACGCUCAAAGCAAUGCUUUCAUCGGCGACCGGUCCAUAGUCAUCCAUUCUGCAAAUGGCACACGGCUUAAUUGUGGAAAUUUCCAUCUCGUUUCUGGCAACCCUUCUUCUUCUGCGAAGGCUGGGAAUCCAUCUAUAUCAACUCGGGUACCAAGAGGAUCUACUUUGACGCAUUUGAUAUCUCCAUCUGCCUCGACUCAUACAUCUACAUCAACUCGUGUGACAUUUACGUCUACUUCAACUCAUGUAGUGCCUACAUCGUCUUCCACCCAUGUGGUAUCUACAUCGACUUCCACUCAUAUACCAACUACAACUACUACGAUACGUGUCCCAACCACGUUCACUUCGAGACGUGCAACAACGACUUCCAUCUCGAUUCGUCCUGGCAAUUUCACCACUCAUUAA
This is a messenger RNA of Talaromyces atroroseus, 843 nucleotides long. RefSeq lists its product as hypothetical. Gene Ontology annotation, biological process: removal of superoxide radicals. Bases 1 to 843 code for a protein of 280 amino acids. The record is from RefSeq and is a predicted model, not a curated record. Gene Ontology annotation, cellular component: extracellular region. The transcript is spliced from 2 exons. NCBI's taxonomy places the organism in Eukaryota, Fungi, Ascomycota, Eurotiomycetes, Eurotiales, Trichocomaceae. Gene Ontology annotation, molecular function: superoxide dismutase activity; copper ion binding.